AUGUCCAACAGCAGCUCCAUCACUGAGUUCCUCCUCCUGGCAUUCGCAGACACGCGGGAGCUGCAGCUCCUGCACUUCGGGCUCUUCCUGGGCAUCUACCCGGCUGCCCUCCUGGGCAAUGGCCUCAUCCUCACAGCCAUAGCCUGCGACCACCGCCUCCACACCCCCAUGUACUUCUUCCUCCUCAACCUCACCCUCAUCGACCUGGGCUGCAUCUCCACCACUCUCCCCAAAGCCAUGGUCAAUUCCCUCUGGGACACCAAGGACAUCUCCUAUCAAGGAUGUGCAGCUCGAGUCCUUUUUUUAGUCUUGUUCUUUGAUGCAGAGUAUUCCCUCAUCGCCGUCAUGGCCUACGACCGCUACGUUGCCAUCUGCAAGCCCCUGAUCUUCAGGUUGGUGCUCAGGAUGCCCUCUGUGCAGGGCCAGCACAAAGCCGUUUCCACGUGCCUCCCUCACCUGGACGUGGUCUCCCUCUUUCUCAGCACAAUCAUGUUUGCCCAUCUAAAGCCCACCAGCAUCUCCUCCCGAUCCCUGGACCUGGUGGUGUCAUUUCUGUACUCAGUGGUGCAUCCAGCAGUGAACCCCCUCAUCUACAGCAUGAGGAACCAGGAGCUGAAGGGUACAACCUCCACCACCCUGCGCCAGACGCUGGCCAGCUUCCUGACUGGGGACAGCACCUCCUUUGCUCAAAGAGGUGGGAGCACUAUCAGCUGCACCUUCUGCAUGAAUUGA
Molecule: messenger RNA, 732 nt
Organism: Cygnus olor (mute swan)
Lineage: Eukaryota; Metazoa; Chordata; Aves; Anseriformes; Anatidae
Product: olfactory receptor 1G1-like
Exons: 3
Coding region: 1-732 (243 amino acids)
Biological process (GO): G protein-coupled receptor signaling pathway
Cellular component (GO): membrane
Molecular function (GO): olfactory receptor activity; G protein-coupled receptor activity
Source: RefSeq, a predicted model, not a curated record